AUGAGGCUACGCCGAACCAGAACUGUGGCUAACUCGGUAUUAAUUUUUUUUUUUUAAUUUGAGCAUUUUAUGAAGCCGCAAAAAAGUUUCGUUGCAUUUUCAACUGAAAAAUGUAUUUUUGCAGGUGACUGACACGUCGACGAAAGAGCAAAAGUUCGUGGUGCGCGGCUACUAUCGAUGCACGUUCCAUGACGAUAUUCUGACGGAGACCAAGGUUUGAUGCACAUUUUAUAAUCGAAACGUCUGGAAAACAAAUCUUUAGGAAUCGGCGCCGGCCGGAUUGAAGCUGAAAUGCGUGGGCGGCGGUCGAAUCAAGCACGACGCGGCGGGAAAAGAUCUGCUCGUGUACGGAUACUCGCAAGGAUACGGACAGGCGGACCACAAGAUCGCCGUCGGAAUUAUUGAGAAACAGUAUCCGCAGUACCAUGUUCACUUUUCCAAUGACGGAUAUUAG
This is a messenger RNA of Caenorhabditis sp. 36 PRJEB53466, 454 nucleotides long. NCBI's taxonomy places the organism in Eukaryota, Metazoa, Nematoda, Chromadorea, Rhabditida, Rhabditidae. The record is from the annotation of a GenBank genome assembly.